AGAACUGAAAUUCUGUCUGCCAUGAGAUGUCUUUUUGCCUUACUGAACUGCAUCUGUGGUCUUUGAAGAAUACUUUACAUAUUGGAGAUGGAGAUAUUGGAAUCUAUCAGUAUUAUGACAAGAAAGAAGCAGUAUCACCAACAAAGUUUAGUUACUUAGAAGACAAGCAACAGCUGGCAGAAUCUCGCGAUUAUCCAUGGAUACUCAAGAACAAACGCCCAGAAAAACUUCGAGACACACUCAAGGAGCUGGAGGAGCUGCUGCAAAACAGCCAGUGUGUGCUAAGCAAAUGGAAGAACAAAUAUAUCUGUCAGCUUCUCUUUGGUUCAGGUGUGCUGGUGUCCUUAAGCCUUUCUGGGCCACAGCUGGAGAAAGUGGUGAUUGACAGGACCCUGGUGGGGAAGCUCAUCUCCGACACCAUCAGUGAUGCUAUCCUUACAGACAAUUUCAUCAUCUUGGCCUUUCUGGAGCAAAACAAACUCUGCUUUAUUCAGUUUACCAAGAAGGCAGGUUCUCCUGAUUUAAACAAAGGAAUGGAAAAACUAUCAACCUUGGAUUGUAAGAUUUCCUACCUUGAAAUACCUGGACCAGUAAGUAGAAGGGUAGAACGUCACCUGGCUAUCAAUUCCGUUCAGGAUAUGGUGAUUUGCUGGUGGCCAACAGCUAGUGACGAUGCCUGGCCGUGGUCUCCUGUUUCCACUGAGAAGGACAGAGCUAACCUGUUGCUCCUAGGAUGUGCUAAUGGAAGACUGGAGGUUCUGAGCUACAUCCGUACAGAAUGGAAUCCACUUGAUGCCAGCUUUAGCACUAAUCAGCCUUAUCAGGUGCACACAGUGGAGCACUCCAUCAGUGUGGACAAAGAGCCCAUGGCUGACAGCUGCGUCUACGAGUGUAUUAGGAAUAAAAUCCAGUGCGUGGCCAUCACCCGAAUACCACUAAGAUCAAAGGCCAUUAGCUGCUGCAGGAACAUUUCUGAAGACAAGCUGAUUCUGGGCUGUGAUGACUCCUCCGUGAUUCUCUACGAAGCCGACCGCAGAGUGACCCUCUUCGCCCAGGCUGAACUUUUGCCCACACUGCUAAACUGUCAUCCCGAUGGGGCCUUAAUUCUGGUUGGCAGCUCCCAAGGGGAGUUGCAGAUUUUUGAUAUGGCACUGUCCCCGAUUAAAAUCCAGCUUCUGGCCGAAGACUGCUCCCCAGAAGACACUCUGCAGUUCAGUAAACGGUUUGAGGUCUCCCACAGCCUUGUUCAGAUUCAAUGGACAGUGCCUCAGUGUGCUAACGAUGUUGCCGUCCAUGAUCUCCUUUUCCUGAGGUUUGAUAAAGGACCUAUAGGAGUACUACUUUUUAAACUUGGUGUCUUCACUAGGGGACAGCUGGGUCUUGUAGAGAUCAUCAACCAAUACAUCUGUUAUGAUGAGAUCGAUGAAGCAAUAAGUAUCUUAAGUAGCAUGAGCUGGGACACUAUGGGACACCAGUGUUUUAUCGGUAUGAGUGCCAUUGUAAAUCAUCUUCUUAGACAGACGUUCACCCUGGAGAGAGAAGCGCUGCUGUGUUUGAACUCCACAGCACAGCUCGAGGCAAGCCUUGGGACCUUUUAUGCUCCAACAAGACCACUCUCAGAUACAGCUGUGUUGGAAUUUAGAGAUCCAAUCAGCAGAUAUGCAAGGAGGUUCUUCCACCAUCUGCUCAGACACCACAGAUUUGAAAAAGCUUUUCUGCUCGCCAUGGACAUUGGUGCUCGGGACUUAUUCAUGGACAUCCAUUACCUUGCAUUAGAUAAGGGUGAAUUGGCACUAGCUGAAGUGGCAAAGAAAAGGGCUAACGACAUUGAUGCAGAAUCAAUAGCUACUGGAGUUGAGCUACUGGGACCAUUAGAUGGAGGGGACAGGCUAACAGCAGCUUUAGAUGGCCUAUCUUUAAGUCCACAAGCAGAGGAGGCGCAUCCAGAAAACUUCCUUCUUCCUGGCCCAGAUGGGAACCCCAUCUCACACUGCCCAUCCCACGACAGUUCUUUUCACAGACCUACAUAUUCUAGACAAGUAGCUGACAAAGAGCAUGAACCUGAAAAGGACAUCUAUGCUUCAUCCCUGAUGGAUAAGACAGGUGUAGGCUGGAAUUCAGGAGGAGACCUGGGAGAAGAUUACUUAGAAGAGGAAACUGGAGAUGGUGGUUCUUUAAGAAUGGUUCAUUUUGGCUUAGUGUAAAUAAGAACAACUUUGUCACCAAAUAUGAAAACGUUAUUUACAAAUGUAAUAUUAAAAUGAACACAAAUGACCUUCCUGAACAGUUGACCAUCUAACCAGGGGAAUUCACACAUUUUCAUAAAUGUGGAUGCCUGUAAGAGUCUGGACAUUGUAACUGGGUGGUGAACUUGAGUUAAACAAGCAGUUCUUGAAUAUCCACAGACUGAUUAUUCAGUUUAUGGAUAGCAUGCCUUUAGGCCAUUUCACUGUUCAUUAGCAGGAGAGGCUAGGCAAGAUCAGAAGAUUGGUAGCUCUGAGUAUUAUUUGAUGAGUUUGGAUUAAAAUCUUUAGUUCAACCAUGUCAAACAAAUUCCUGUGGAUGACCACAUAGGCAGUUACAGUCAUAAAGAAGCUACAAGUUACUAAUAAACUGCUAAUCACUGGU
Tachyglossus aculeatus (Australian echidna) is the source of this 2628-nucleotide messenger RNA. RefSeq names its product WD repeat containing planar cell polarity effector (gene WDPCP). Gene Ontology annotation, cellular component: axonemal basal plate. The coding region runs from base 27 to 2204 and encodes 725 amino acids. The record is from RefSeq and is a predicted model, not a curated record. The transcript has 17 exons. Lineage: Eukaryota; Metazoa; Chordata; Mammalia; Monotremata; Tachyglossidae. Gene Ontology annotation, molecular function: protein binding. Gene Ontology annotation, biological process: establishment of protein localization; nervous system development; cilium organization.